AUGCCCACACUUCGGUCCUUCUUCUCGUCCAAAUCUGUGGACUCUAAGCGAACUUUCAAUACAGAAGAUCUUCCCCAAGAUGAUGAAGAAGAGCUCAGAACUCCCACCUCAUCCAUGAUGGGUUUUCUCAAUAGUUCAACAACAACAACGACGUGGAGUAGUAGUGCUCAGAUACCAGCAUCGCCUCCACAAUCCGAUCAUCUCUCCACCAGGCAACAUCAACAACAACGACCAAGAGGAGGGUCGUCGUCAUCUUCUUCCUCCCAAACGAAUACCAAUCAUCAACAACAACCAACAAAAAAAGGGAUUCCACUCUCUCAAUUCAUCGCUCAAAAGCUUGAUGAUGACCUACUGCCACACAAAACGAAGAAGAAUUAUAAUCUAACGGAAUUAGAUUCACAACUCGUAAACACAUCUACCAAACAAUCCACAAUCAUGUCUCUCGAAAACGACAUUGAAAGCAAUCAAGUUAAUCAUGCCAAUACUCUUCAAGUACCAAAACCACCAUUUUCAUCAUUUCAAGAUAUUGGAUUUGCUGAAGAUAUGAAUCCCCGACACAGAAGAACCAACGAAGACGGACAUUGUAUGAUUGAUCGAUUUAGAGGAAAGGAAGGUGAAGGCUUUUUUGCCAUCUAUGACGGACAUGGUGGACGUGGUGCUGUCAACAUUGUACAAAAUAGAUUCCACAACAUUUUCGAAUCAGAAUUGAAUGACAUGGAGAACUCUCAACAAUCUGAGCUCAUUGAUGUCACUCAAGUCUUUAACCAAGCUUACAGUAGAAUGGAUGCGGAGCUUAAACUUCAAGAAAUUUUAUACAACGGAGCUACUAGCAUCACGUGCUAUAUAAGACCUCUUCCAAGUUCGAAGAAACGUUUCCUCUAUGUAGCAAAUUGCGGAGAUGCUCGCGUUGUUAUUUCAAAGAAGGAUGGAACUGCUGAAAGACUUACCUAUGACCAUAAAGCCAGUGACGAGGGAGAAGUGAAACGUAUCAAGGCAAAGAAUGGAUUUGUUGCAUAUAAUCGUGUGAAUGGUGUUCUCAGUGUAACUAGAUCAUUUGGAGAUCAUGCCAUGAAGGAUUGGGUCAUUUCUGAACCCUAUCACUCCUUUGUUGAUUUGACUGAGAAUGAAUAUGAUUAUCUCAUUUUGGCAUGUGAUGGAGUUUGGGAUGUAAUUUCAGACCAAGAAUGUGUCAAUUUGAUCCAUGAAAAUGCCAACACUAUGAACUGCCAACAAUUAGCCGAAUUCAUUUUGAAGCGAUCCCUUUCUCUUGGCUCUACAGAUAAUAUUUCAAUUAUUAUCAUUAAAUUAUAA
Naegleria fowleri is the source of this 1311-nucleotide messenger RNA. RefSeq lists its product as uncharacterized. The transcript has 2 exons. The record is from RefSeq and is a predicted model, not a curated record. Gene Ontology annotation, biological process: protein dephosphorylation. The coding region runs from base 1 to 1311 and encodes 436 amino acids. Gene Ontology annotation, molecular function: protein serine/threonine phosphatase activity; cation binding. NCBI's taxonomy places the organism in Eukaryota, Heterolobosea, Eutetramitea, Acrasida, Naegleriidae.